This is a messenger RNA of Rhipicephalus microplus (southern cattle tick), 1449 nucleotides long. RefSeq lists its product as uncharacterized. Lineage: Eukaryota; Metazoa; Arthropoda; Arachnida; Ixodida; Ixodidae. The record is from RefSeq and is a predicted model, not a curated record.
AUGGCUUUCGCCAGUGACCGCGGCUGCGACACAGCCCUGGUUACACUGAACCAAAUUGUAAGUCACAAUCUUGACAACCGCACAGAAACCGACCUCAUUCAGCUUGACCUGAGCAACGCCUUCGACAUCCUCAACAUUCUCGCUUUGCUGGACAAGGUGAAUGAGAUACCAGUGCCCUCAGGAGUGCUUCAGUGUUCUGUCCUUGGGCCGACCCUCUUCCGGAUUUACGUCACCGACAUGCCGCUGGAAAACCGCUUCCCCCUCGUGCAGUACGCGUACGACACAUUCAUUCUUUUCCCUAUCCUCUGUCCCACCACAAGUCAGAAUCUCCAGGAGUACCUAAUAGUGAUCGAGUCCUGGAUUGUUUCAAACCACCUGAAGCUGUCCCCUGCUAAAAGCAGUCUCGAGUAUCAUCAUUGCUGUUCCACCGGGUCGUCAGCCAUGACACAGCUGGUCGUCGUCAUUGCCGCCCUCCUAUCUGUGCUGCGUUGCUCGGCGAGCAAGGCCGCCGCGGCCGAUAGCGGCAAGCCGGCGGCUCUGGCAUCCUCGGUGCUGACGGUGCUCAAGCGCGCGGCCAGCGUCACGCCGAAGAAUCUGAGCCUGGAUGAGCGCGAGCCAGUGCUGACGCUCACCUGCACCGUGGGAUACAGCAACUUCGGUGCCGUAUUCUGGACGCUGUACGACCGUGACCUGCGUGACAUCGGCCACGUGGAGGAGACGAGCGCGCUCAUGGACGACGGCCGCACCAUCGCCAAGGUGUCCGUGCUGCGCAUCGGCGGCUGGCAGGUGCUGCCCACCGAGUCCGGCGCCUACCCGUUCAAAUGCAACACGUUCGCAGACUUCAAGGUCGCCUCGGACACGGCCCUGGUGAAAAGCGAGCUGACGGACACGUGCACACCCUCGGAUGGCAAGUGCGAGGCCCGGGGCGCCCGCUGUGUGCAGGGACGCUGUGCGUGCGUCGACGAGCGGCACCCGCUGCGCCUGCGCUCCGUGCACACCGUGUGCUGGCCCAAGGCCCGGCUUGGAGGCCGCUGCUAUUUUCAGGAACAGUGCAGCGUGACAGCGCACAGCGAGUGCGUGGUGAAUUUGGGCUGGUGCGCGUGCCGAGAAGGGUUUGCUCGUUCGACCGACAGCUGCGAAGCGAAACCCGAAGGUGGCCUGAGGGCGCGCUGCACGAAGCACGCUGACUGCCGAGCGGCCAACGCGCGCUGCGUGUACAGCCACUGCGAGUGCCCUAGCGGAACGCUACUUGCCACCAAGGACGCCACAGAGUGCCUGAACGCGGUUGCCGUGCCCGAAAAGACGCCCGCCGCGCCGGUGCACUUGGCGCCCGUGGUGGCUCGGCAAGAGGAGGCUCCCGAGGAGCCCUUCGUUCGGCAAGCCGCACAAGCACAUCCGCGACUUGCCUAUCGCCGACGAGUGAAUGUACCAAUCGGAACGCGGAAAUAA